AUGAAGAUGGCGGCCAAUGGCCGGUUUUUCACAAUCGGGCUCGUCGCGUCGUGGUAUUCGUCGAAUAUCGGAGUUCUAUUGCUCAACAAAUACUUGCUAAGCAACUAUGGCUUCAAGUAUCCGAUCUUCCUCACGAUGUGCCACAUGACGGCUUGUUCUCUUCUCAGCUACGUCGCUAUUGCUUGGAUGAAGAUGGUCCCGAUGCAAACCAUCCGAUCCCGAGUUCAAUUUUUUAAGAUCGCAGCGCUUAGCCUCGUUUUCUGUGUGUCGGUGGUCUUCGGGAACAUCUCCCUCCGGUUUCUUCCUGUCUCGUUUAACCAAGCUAUUGGCGCCACGACGCCGUUCUUCACCGCCGUCUUCGCUUAUCUGAUCACCCUGAAGCGGGAAGCUUGGUUGACUUACAUCACUCUUAUCCCCGUCGUUACCGGUGUUGUCAUUGCCAGUGGGGGUGAACCAAGUUUUCACUUGUUCGGAUUCAUUAUGUGCAUUGCAGCCACAGCUGCAAGAGCACUUAAAUCAGUUCUUCAAGGAAUUUUGCUAUCUUCAGAAGGGGAGAAGCUAAACUCCAUGAACCUCCUCCUUUACAUGGCUCCCAUUGCUGUUGUGUUCCUUCUUCCUGCUACACUUAUCAUGGAGAAAAAUGUUGUUGGAAUUACAAUUGCACUCGCCAGAGACGAUUUUAGAAUCGUCUGGUAUUUGCUAUUCAAUUCAGCGCUCGCUUAUUUCGUGAACUUGACCAAUUUCUUAGUCACGAAACACACCAGUGCUCUGACUCUGCAGGUGCUAGGAAACGCCAAAGGUGCAGUAGCAGUGGUGGUUUCGAUCUUAAUAUUCAAGAAUCCUGUCUCAGUGACUGGAAUGUUAGGUUAUUCGCUCACAGUCUGCGGAGUUAUCCUCUACAGCGAAGCCAAGAAACGAAGCAAAUGAUAAACAAAACCUUUAUUUUAUUUGUUAGGUACCUCAGGCAAACACAAUGCAAGUUUCGUUUGAUGUGAACAAAAUACCUUACACAGCAUCUUUGGACCAAAAGCAAAGUAUGUGUAAAGCAACCCCCCCAAAGGAUCAGAGUACCAGAAGCUAUCAUUUAGAGGACUUCACAAAUAAGUGGUUUUUUGUUUUCCUUCUUUGCUCUUUUUUUUUUUUUUUUUUUUGUUAUCUGAUAUUCUACAGCUUCUGUCGUAGGUUGUUCUAAGAGUAACUUCGAUUUUGCUUUUUUUUGUCGAUUCUUUAAACUACUUUUGUGAUAUCAACAUUUACAACGCUGAUUAAUUAAUAGAAAAGGACAAGGCCUUUUCUUUCA
Eutrema salsugineum is the source of this 1300-nucleotide messenger RNA. RefSeq names its product probable sugar phosphate/phosphate translocator At3g11320. The transcript is spliced from 4 exons. NCBI's taxonomy places the organism in Eukaryota, Viridiplantae, Streptophyta, Magnoliopsida, Brassicales, Brassicaceae. The record is from RefSeq and is a predicted model, not a curated record. Gene Ontology annotation, cellular component: Golgi apparatus. Bases 1 to 927 code for a protein of 308 amino acids. Gene Ontology annotation, molecular function: antiporter activity.